Messenger RNA from Bipolaris sorokiniana ND90Pr, 483 nucleotides. RefSeq lists its product as uncharacterized. Lineage: Eukaryota; Fungi; Ascomycota; Dothideomycetes; Pleosporales; Pleosporaceae. The record is from RefSeq and is a predicted model, not a curated record. The transcript has a single exon. Bases 90 to 350 code for a protein of 86 amino acids.
CAUUGUAUCCCCCGCCGUUGUUAUAGUUGGCAGCGCCAUUGGCAUAGCCGCCAUUGGCCCCCGCCUGCGAGUAGCCUGGGUUGCGCGACAUGGCGCUUCUAGAGAAGUCAAGGGAUGCCGAUUACUGUGGGCGUCGCGAUUAUAGUCAUAUCCUGCAGACGAGAGCCUGGGGCAUGGUUGGGGUGCAUGUGCUGUGGUUGGUGUCUAUGUAUGUACGUAUGUAUGGAUGGAUGUCACUGCGCAUGUUGCGGAGAGCUCGGGGGUGUCCUUGUGCAUGCCCGAGUCGAGCGGACAGACCUACUCACGACUGCAACGCACGAGACAGUGCCUGGAUGCGGAUGCAGACGUGAAUUUAGUGUAGCAUAGAGCUAGACAGUAAAAGGCAAUAGAAAUGCAGCAGUCUGGUAAGCGUGUCAUACACCUGGCCGCGUCUUUGUCGUUCACUGGGCGGGCUGGUUGGUGGCAGACAUGGAGACGGCGAUA